AUGCGUCCCAACCGCAACCUGCUCGUCGGACCCCGUCGCAUUUCUAAACGAAGAAGCAUGGCUAGCAACCCAGUCGGUACUCUCCAAGCACGUCCCUUGCACCAAUUGCAGGAAUGGAAUGGGCCGUUUACCGAUUGUGUGGUGGCCGAUGGCCAUUUCAAAGAGGCGUGUACGAAUUGCUAUUAUGGGGGGCAGGGGAGCAGAUGUUCGUUGAGACAUGAGCAUCAAAACGCAGUAUCUCAUCUUCAAGCAGAAGCCGAAGAUGCCCCUGAUAUUCCGGGCAUGGCGCCUGCGAAUAAUUUCGGUGGCCAGCUGGGUGAUUUAGCAGAGUGGCCGUCGGUAUUGCUUCAGCAGGGUUAUUGGUGCUAUUAUCAUACCCGCGCAAGGAGUUCCUCCUGCAGCGAAUGUGCCUCGUGGGGGAGGACCGGUGGUCCAAAGCGUAUUGCGCCGUUAUUGGUGGGACCGGUGGGUAUUGGGUUGGCUGGUGCAGCUGCGGGGGCUGCGGGGGCUGCAGCGAUUUUGGUGGCUCCGCAGGGCCCUGGCGUAUUUGGGGGGACUAACGCAUCUAGAGCGCGUGCUGCUAGAGCUUCGGCUGAGUUGGAUGCUGUUAGGGGAGAGCAGAUUAAUAGGGAGGCGUUGGAAAAUGAACAUGAGGAAGAGGAAGAGGAUGAGGAGGAAGAUGAUGAAGAUGAUGAUGAAGAAGAAGAAGACGAAGAAGAAGUCGCAGCGCCGCCGCCAGCCAAAAAGCCGAAGCAUGGAAAGAAGAUAAAGAACUAA
Botrytis sinoallii is the source of this 777-nucleotide messenger RNA. RefSeq lists its product as uncharacterized. The coding region runs from base 1 to 777 and encodes 258 amino acids. Lineage: Eukaryota; Fungi; Ascomycota; Leotiomycetes; Helotiales; Sclerotiniaceae. The record is from RefSeq and is a predicted model, not a curated record. The transcript is spliced from 3 exons.